AAUAGGAUGCUCAGCCGGCGCUGGCCUGCGCGUGACGCAGCGGAGCUGGGAGGCUGGGGGCGUAGGGGCCGGGCUGUCCAGCGCUUUAUCUUUCUCUGCCGCCCGGUCGGCGACGUUGCGGGCCCUGGGCGCCGGAGAGCUUCCCGGAGCCGACCUUCCUGCUGGCUGCUCUGUGAUCGCUUCCUGGCUCUGCCUUCUUGGCCGAAGUCCCCGCUGCUGGGCGCGGGCCUGAGACAAUACAAUGGUGGGUGAAGAGAAGAUGUCUCUAAGAAACCGGCUGUCAAAGUCCAGGGAAAAUCCUGAGGAAGAUGAAGACCAGAGAAACCCAGCAAAGGAAUCCCUAGAGACACCUAGUAAUGGUCGAAUUGACAUAAAACAGUUGAUAGCAAAGAAGAUACAGUUGACAGCAGAGGCAGAGGAAUUGAAGCCAUUUUUUAUGAAGGAAGUUGGAAGUCACUUUGAUGAUUUUGUGACCAAUCUCAUUGAAAAAUCAGCAUCAUUAGAUAAUGGUGGGUGUGCUCUCACAACCUUUUCUGUUCUUGAAGGAGAGAAAAACAACCAUAGAGCAAAGGAUUUGAGAGCACCUCCAGAACAAGGAAAGAUUUUUAUUGCAAGGCGAUCUCUCUUAGAUGAGCUGCUUGAAGUGGACCACAUCAGAACAAUAUAUCAUAUGUUUAUUGCCCUCCUCAUUCUCUUUAUCCUCAGCACACUUGUAGUAGACUACAUUGAUGAAGGACGGCUGGUGCUUGAGUUCAGUCUCCUGUCUUAUGCUUUUGGCAAAUUUCCUACUGUUGUUUGGACCUGGUGGAUCAUGUUCCUGUCUACAUUUUCAGUUCCCUAUUUUCUGUUUCAAUGCUGGGCCACUGGCUACAGCAGGAGUUCUCAUCCACUGAUCCAUUCCUUCUUCCAUGGCUUUCUUUUCAUGGUCUUCCAGAUUGGAGUUCUAGGUUUUGGACCAACCUACGUUGUUUUAGCAUACACACUGCCACCAGCUUCCCGGUUCAUCGUUAUAUUCGAGCAGAUUCGUUUUGUAAUGAAGGCCCACUCCUUUGUCAGAGAGAACGUGCCUCGGGUACUAAAUUCAGCUAAGGAGAAAUCUAGCACUAUUCCAAUACCUACAGUCAACCAGUAUUUGUACUUCUUAUUUGCUCCUACCCUUAUCUACCGUGACAGCUAUCCCAGGACUCCCACUGUAAGAUGGGGUUAUGUCGCUAUGCAAUUUGCACAGCACUGGUACAGUGGCUUGCACCACUAUUUGGAAAGACUGUUAAUACUGCUCAUCUUAUUUUUAGGUGUGCUGAUUCUGUUCCUUACUUUUUUUGCCUUUUUGCACUGCUGGCUCAAUGCCUUUGCUGAGAUGCUACGCUUUGGUGACAGGAUGUUCUAUAAGGAUUGGUGGAACUCCACAUCAUACUCUAACUAUUACAGAACCUGGAAUGUGGUUGUCCAUGACUGGCUGUAUUACUAUGCUUACAAGGACUUUCUCUGGUUUUUCUCUAAGAGAUUCAAAUCUGCUGCCAUGUUAGCUGUCUUUGCUGUAUCUGCUGUAGUGCACGAAUAUGCCUUGGCUGUUUGCUUGAGCUUUUUCUAUCCCGUGCUCUUCGUGCUCUUCAUGUUCUUUGGAAUGGCUUUCAACUUCAUUGUCAAUGAUAGUCGGAAAAAGCCAAUUUGGAAUGUUCUGAUGUGGACUUCUCUUUUCUUGGGCAAUGGAGUCAUACUCUGCUUUUAUUCUCAAGAGUGGUAUGCACGUCAGCACUGUCCUCUGAAAAAUCCCACAUUUUUGGAUUAUGUCCGGCCACGUUCCUGGACUUGUCGUUACGUGUUUUAGAAGCUUGGAUUUUGUUUCCUCCUUGUCACUGAAGAUUGGAUAUUCUCCCUGAUUUGGAGCCAGCUGUUUCCAGCUGUUACUGAAGUUAUCUGUGUUAUUUGGACCACUCCAGGCUUUACAGAUGACUCACUCCAUUCCUAGGUCACUUGAAGCAGAAUUGUUGGAAGUUCACUGGAAUCUUGUACACUUAAGGAGAGCAGAACUUUUUUGUGGGGGUGGGAGGGGGAGAGAAGGCAGACUAAUAGCUGAAGUAAUGACAUUGUUGCUGGGUCAUAUCAGCUUUAUCCCUUGGUAAUUAUAUCUGUUUUGUUUCUUGACUCUAUCCAAUCAGAGACUAAACAUCAUAAUUUCUUGGCCACUGAAUUAGCCAAAAUACUUAUGAAGAAAUCACUUAAAUACCUCUGGCUGAGAAUUUUUUUCAUGCACACUAUUGGAAUGUAUGAUGAUUAAACAUGCAAUUGGGGAAGAAAAAAUAUGGAAGGAUUUUUGCUAUUUCUAGUAGAAAGAAAAUACAUUUUCCAAAGAUAAUGUUAUACAUCCUAUUUUGUAAUUUUUUUGGAAAAAGUUUAGUUCUCCUCAGUUUUUACCUUGUUUUAUCUGUAGGUCAUGAUUUUUGUGAAGCAAAAAGAUGCCUUUUACCAUGAAUUCUUGAGUUUACAUCAAUAAUACUGUAUAUUAAGGGGAUCAGAAGUAGGAAGGACAGAAUAAGAGGUAGCAGAGGAAAAAGAAAAACAUUUCCUCUUAUUUAACUUCCAAAGUAAUUUGUAAAAAAGAUUUGUAGAGUCAAUCACGCGUUUAAAUUAUUUUAUCACAAACUUACCAUGAAAGAUACUCCUUUUUAACUUUUUGAUAAUGACUUCUUAGAAGUUAUUUAGAAAUAUCCUUUGGAACAAUUAUUUUAUUGUCUAAUAAAUAUUGAUUUAUCUUGAAUUAUUUUGCAGACUAGUGAGUCUGUAACUAAGUAUUAAUCACUUCCACCCAUAUUAAAGUGAUCAUUAAGGAUGCAGAAGCUGGCUUCUGCAUUUGGUCAAUUAUUAUGCUUUUAAUGGUAGUAUGUUUUUAGGUAGAAUAAAUUAAUAUAUGAUUGGUUUCAAGGAAAUGUACUCUACUAUGUAAUACUUUGAUUUUAUAAGAUGCCCAUUUCUAAUACAAUGUGUGUAGGAAUUAUUUUAUUUGUAUGUAUGGGGUAUGAUUGUAAAGACUGAGCAUUGGAAGGGGCAUUAGAGACCACGUAGUUCAACUUUCCACCCAAAGAAGUAAGAUUUUGAAUAAUUUAAAUGAUUGUUGUUACUUGGAACAGCAACUUGAGAGGCUCUCCUGGUAUUGUUCGAAUUGUUUUGAAGUCAGUUUGAAUCUCAUAAGAAGGUAAGCAGAGUUAAUACUCAUAAUUUGAACCACAAGUAUCCAGCUUAAUCAUGUAUCUUCUUCAUGAUACCAUUGGCCCAGUUUAGGUAACUUUCAAACAUUAAAUCCAACUUCAGUGGACACAAAUCACCUCAAAGGAAGUUAUUUUUAAAAAGUGUUCUGCAUGUUCCCAUAGUAGUGUUCUGUACCACAGUAUUGUAAUUGUAAUGGAACCAUAACCUCCUAACUAGUUGCUUUAAUAUGGCUUUUAAUUAUUGGCAUUUUUCUUAAAAUGAAUCAGUCUCUUGAAUUUAUAACUGCAUUUUAAAUAUAUUGAGAACACAUUGGUCUAAGACUUGGUUAGGCGUAAGCCAAUCUUUUAAAUCUAGAGAAUGGAAGUUUUAGGUUUAUAUUUCUGUUAAAAAAUACUAUAGAUGUGACUCUUAUGAGAAGACUUUGUUGCUCUGUAGUGUUUCUGAAUACUGUAUUUGCUGGAUUGAUCAAGGCUAUUUUUCAAAAAGCUCUCUGCUUCCUGUUUUUGUUUGUUUGUUUGUUGUUUUUUUGAGAUAGAGUCUUGCUCUGUCGUCCAGGCUGGAGUGCAAUGGCACAAUCUCGGCUCACUGCAACCUCCACCUCACAGUUUCAAGUGAUUCUCCUGCCUCAGCCUCCUGAGUAGCUGGGAUUACAGGCAGGUGCUACCAUGCCCAGCUAAAUUUUGUAUUUUCAAUUGAGACAGGGUUUUACCAUGUUGGUCAGGCUGGUCUUGAACUCCUGACCUUGUGAUCCGCCCACCUCGGCCUCCUAAAGUGCUGGGAUUACAGGAGUGAGCCACCGUGCCUGGCCUCUGCUUCCUCUUAUUAGUGAUUUUUAUGUCCAAGAUUGUGACAACAAAUGACAUGUAGAACUACAGACUGUUUAGAAUGUUAAGACUGUUCUAAGAAACUUUCAAAAACAGUAAACACUUCAAAGAAUGGUCACUUUCUGUGAAAGAAAUGGUUUGAUAGCCAUAAUCUUAUUGCUAGCUGCUUUUAGCAAAAGUCUUUUCUUGAAACUACCACCUAUGCUUUUUAAACAAAUAAAAACUAAAAUCGCUUGCUAA
Molecule: messenger RNA, 4271 nt
Organism: Cebus imitator (Panamanian white-faced capuchin)
Lineage: Eukaryota; Metazoa; Chordata; Mammalia; Primates; Cebidae
Gene: SOAT1
Product: sterol O-acyltransferase 1
Exons: 16
Coding region: 242-1828 (528 amino acids)
Biological process (GO): cholesterol metabolic process; cholesterol homeostasis; cholesterol efflux
Cellular component (GO): endoplasmic reticulum membrane
Molecular function (GO): fatty-acyl-CoA binding; cholesterol O-acyltransferase activity; cholesterol binding
Source: RefSeq, a predicted model, not a curated record